AUGAAGCUUCUAUAAUUACCUCCACAUUAUAGAGUAAAAAUUGAAUUCACGUUGUAUAUGUAAAUUAUUUAAAUAACAAUAGUAUUGAUUCAUUAAGAGCUGGCUUAUAAUGUUGAGUAUAAAACAGAAUAAGGAUAAUCUAAUUAUUGUGGAAUUGAUUAUUUUAAUGAUUAAAUCAAGGAUAUUUAAUUUGAAAUUGAUCAUAAAGGAUUAACAACAAACUUAUACUUAUCAAGUACUUUGGAUUCUAAUCCAUGGGAUGUAUAUUUUUUAUAUAAAAAAGGAAUCUUGGGGUUUUAGGAAUUUCAGACUUUACAUUUAUUAAUGCCCAUCUGGAUGUUUAAUUUGUUCUUAAGAUGAUUAUUAAUCAGAUUGUUUAGUAUGGGUGCUUUUUGACUCCUUCUAUACAGAAAUUGAUCCUAACCUAUUUGAAGUAGAAGGGUGGAAUAUUGACAAUUAAUAAGUAGCAAAAAAAAAAAAAUGCAAAUGUAAAAAAUUUUAUAAAGCUUUUAGCUGUGCCAAUCAUUUGUGGAGAAAGUCUUUGUGGUAAAGACACCAUAAUUUCCAAGAAUUUUUAUUCAUUACCAAUUCAUACAAAAAUGAAAAUAAAAUUUAAGUACUUAAAAGUUGAUAGUUGGGAAAUCAAUGAUUAAAUAAUAUUAAAAGUUGAUGGAGAAAUAAAAUGGAUUGCUUCGCUAUCAUUAAUUAAUCAAUAUUAAUAUAGUCUUUGUGGAAAUUAUUACCCAGAAGUAUCUAUAAAUGUAGAAGUUACUUUUAUGCAUUCAUCAACAUUUGCAUUAGUUCAAAUUUUGAAUACUUUAGAUUAAGAUUCAACUGAUGAGUCUUUUGGAAUAAGAGAUAUUCAAAUAUACAUAGGUAUAUAAAAUUAUUCAUUUAGAAUAAAUAUUAUGUGGAGAUUAAAUAAUUCAAUUUUCAGAAGAUUGUGAUGAUGGAAAUUUGUUUCCAUUUGAUGGUUGUUUCAAUUGUAAAUACUCAUGUGUUGAAGGAUGUUCUUUAUGUCAUAAAGGGAUAUGUCUAAAUUGUUUUUAUGGAUGGGUUUUUUAGAAUAAUCUAUUCAUAUGCUUAAGAAUUAUUAAUUUAGAUUAAUAGUAAUAAUAAAUCAGUUUAUAAACUAAUGGAAAUGAAUUAGAUUAUAAAACUGUUAUUGAGUGUCGCAAAGGUUUCUAUUUAAAUUGGAUUUCAUAUCAAUGUGAAUCAAUUUGUGGUGAUAAUUUCAUCACUAAUACUGAGGAAUGUGAUAUUGAAUCAGAAUUUUGUCAUGAAUGUAAGUUUCAAUGUAGUAGUAAUUGUUAAUAAUGUUAAUUUGGUAUCUGCUAAGUAUGCAAUAAAGAUUAUUUACUACAGAAUAAUCAUUGUGUUUAGACUGAAAUCAAUAACAGAUGUUAACCAUAAUACAAUAUUUGCAUUGAAAAUAUAUGCUAUCAAUGUUAAACUGGAUAAAUGUUGAUAUUAGGUUAAUGUUAAGAAAUUUGUGGUAAUAAUAAUUAUGCUAUUUAUACACUUGAAGAAUGUGUUUGUGAUCUUAAUUGUUUAGAAUGCAUUAGAGGUGUUUGCUAUGAAUGUAGUAACAAUUACAUGUUAAUAAACAAUAAUUGUUAUGAAAUUCCUGUUACUUGUGGAGAUCUUAUUAUUUAAGAAAAUGAAGAAUGUGAUGAUGGCAAUAAUAUUGAAUUUGAUGGCUGUUUCAAUUGUCAAUAUUCUUGUCCUAUUGGUUGUAAAGAUUGCAAAUUAGGAAUUUGUUAAGAUACUUGUUAAUAUGGAUUUUAUUUAAUAAAUAAUAUUUGCUCUCCUAUUUGUGGAGAUUCUAUUUAAGCUGAUCAUGAAUAAUGUGAUGAUGGCAACAAUAAUGAAUUUGAUGGAUGCUACUAAUGUUAAUAUUCAUGUCCUCAACAUUGUUCUGAUUGUUUAAAAGGAAUUUGUGUUGCAUGCAAUUUAGGAUUUCUUCUCAUUAAUAAUAAUUGUAUCAAUAAUUGUGGAGAUGGUAUUCUAAACUUAGAAGAACAAUGUGAUGAUGGGAAUUAAGAUGAUAGAGAUGGAUGCUCUCAAUUAUGUGAAAUAGAAUUUGAUUGGAUUUGCAAAUAAGGAACUGAUUGCACAUAUAUUAAGUACCCUAUUUUCAAAACAGAAUAUUUAAUGCAAAAAAAUUAAUAUUAAUAUGUUAAAAUCAGUUUUUCUCAACCUGUUUAAUCAUAAUCUCAAGUAAUUUAUAAAGACACUUUUGAUUUAGAAAUUUUAGAUUUAAAUAAAACCAUUUUUAAUAUAACUAUUAAGGAUAUAAAACCUGUUUAAUUCUUAAUUGUAUCAGAUGUAUAAUACAUUCUGUAAAUUGAAAUUCAAACAAAUUUAAAUUAUUAACCAAUUUUAAAAGUCAAUUUAACAGAAUAAUUAUACAGUAUUGAUGAUGCUCCAUUAAAAAAUACGAUAGACUAUAUACAAUUAAAUUAUCCGAAUUACAUGACUGAGGAAUAAGGUAAAUUUGCUAGUGCUUUUUAAAUAAUUAGUAAAGCUUCAAUCUUUUCUAUUUAUGGAUCUUCGAUUAUACUUAUUAUUUUAGGUAAUUCACUAACUUUUUGGGGUAUCUUAGAUGCCCUUCAAUAAUAAUCAUAUCUAAAAUUUAUUAAUGUCUAAUAUCCAUAGACCUUAAUCAUUUAUUUUGAAUCGAGUGAAUUGAUAUCAAUAUAAUCUUUAUUAAAUAGUAUAACUCGAUUAAAUAGAAUGGCUAAAGUCCUAGAAUUUCCUUAUUUAGAAUCAUAUGAAAAGUUUCAAUUUUAUGAAAUUAAUGCUAAUAUUACCGAAGGUCUAAGAACUGAAAUUAUUCUUUUUGGUACUUUUUCAUUUGUUUACUUGAUUAUAUUAAUUACCAUAAAGAUCAUAAAUAAUCUUGAAGUAAAUGAUAAAUUUUUAAGAUUUCCUAAAUUCAUUCGUUUUUUGCAAAAACAGAAGAGAAAAAUUUAUUUUAAAGUUAUAAGAACGAAUGGUUCUUUAGUUAAAAAUGCCUUAUUAGCAUGUAGUUGGGAUCUAAUUUUCAUGGCUUUCUUGGAAAUAAGCAUUUAUCAUGAUUUAGCAUUUUAUAAAACUUUUGUUCGGCUGUCUAUAGCUUUAAUAAUAAUAAUUACAACUUUAAUUUUUAUUUUAUCUCAGAUAACUGGAAUAUUGAAUUGGAAAAAAUAAAGUUUUCAUUAAUUUUGGAGGAAAAAAAAAGACUUUUUCAUAAUAAUAAAGAAAGUACUUAUUCUCUUGAUUCUGGUAUUUUAUUAACAUGAACAAGAAUUGUAAACUUUGAUUCUAACCCUAAUUAACUUAUUAUAUUUAAUCUAUGUAAUAAAUUUUAAACCAUUAGAUGACUAAUAAGAACACCUCAAAACUUUAAUUAUGGAAACAUCCUUAACUCUUUUUACGGCAUCAACAUUUUUAAAUUGGAAUUUAUUAUCUCAUUACAUUUAAUAUACUUAGAGGGUCAUUAUUAGUUGGAUUCAAAUAUCUUUAUUAGUAAGCGUUUUGAUAUCUUUUAUGUUUUUCGAACUUUAUAAUGCAUUAUUAAUUAUCAAAUAAAAGUUCAUAAAAUUAAUAGCUAAUAGAAAUGUUCCAAAAAGGUAGGAAGAGGAUUAAUCUUAAAAAUAAAAUAAUUAACAAAAAACAGAAAGGAAUUUAUAAUUAAAAAGAAUCCCAAUAGCUAGAGUUACUUUUUCUUGUCAAAUCCAUCAGACAGUUUGA
Paramecium sonneborni is the source of this 3735-nucleotide messenger RNA. The record is from the annotation of a GenBank genome assembly. Lineage: Eukaryota; Ciliophora; Oligohymenophorea; Peniculida; Parameciidae.